This is a messenger RNA of Sebastes umbrosus (honeycomb rockfish), 1441 nucleotides long. It is a transcript of the gene dnajc28, whose product is annotated as DnaJ (Hsp40) homolog, subfamily C, member 28. The record is from RefSeq and is a predicted model, not a curated record. NCBI's taxonomy places the organism in Eukaryota, Metazoa, Chordata, Actinopteri, Perciformes, Sebastidae. The transcript has 2 exons. The coding region runs from base 201 to 1364 and encodes 387 amino acids.
UGACGUCACUAACAUCCGCUGCCGUCGCAUCGUAAUGACGGAGCUUCUAGUGAAAGAGCAGUCAGAUUGUCUGAACACCACAGUUCUCUUUUCCUAACUCCUUCUGAAGUCUCCUUCUCAUCUUUCCUUGACUUCAUGAUGUUUUCCAUCAAGGUCGAGGAGAAGUGGUCAGGACCUCACAUCUCAGGAGUGUGCCAGAAAUGAGUUGCACUUUCCACCUCCUGGCUUCCCGCAGCGGCCUCUACCAUGGCCGUUUUUUGCUCGUCUUGUCUCGACAGUCCCUGUUGCUCAGAGCGCUCAGCUCCAUGCGCCAGAUCAGCCGCAGCCUGCAAGAGAGCUACAGGCUUCUGCAACUGCCUGACGAGGGACACAGCAGUCCUGUGCAGGUGAAAGAGGCCUACUUGCGCCUUGCCAAGCUCUACCACCCGGACUCUGGGGCUCCGACUGCAGAUGCAGUGCUGUUUGCUCGGGUUGAGGAGGCCUACCGCGCUGUGCUGACACAUCACGGCAAGACCAGGCAACCUGACGGAGGGAAGGGAGUGGAAGAUGAGGAUGAGUCCAGAGGUACAGCACUUCCACACAGACACUACCUCAGCUACGAGGGUGUGGGUUCAGGCACGCCCAGCCAGCGCGAGCGCCAGUACCGGCAGAUUCGUGUCGACAGGGCAUCCGAGCAGGUUUUGAACUACCGGCAGAGGGAGCACGAGAGGUCAGCCGCUGCAGAGGGGGCGCUGGUGGAACGGGACGUGCGUCAGCGCAGCCGAAAGAUCAAGAUCACCCAGGCUGUGGAACGGCUUGUGGAGGACCUGAUCCAGGAGUCCAUGGCCCGAGGAGACUUCACUAACCUGAGCGGAGCUGGAAAGCCCCUCAAAAAGUUUGAGCACAAUCCGUACGCUGAUCCUAUGACCCACAACCUCAACCGCAUCCUCAUAGACAAUGGUUACCAGCCAGCCUGGGUCGUCACACAGCGCGACAUCCGAGAGACCACUGCUCACAUCCGAAAUAGGUUGUUGGAAGGGAGGGCCAGGUUCGGUGACCCCAUGACCCCCAAGCAGCACAGCCAAUGGGAGCAGCUGUGUGCAUCUGUAGAGGAGGAGCUGGUGAAACUGAACAAGACGGUGGACAAUUACAACCUCAUCGUACCGAUGCUCAACAUGCAAAUGGUUCACUUCAGUUUGUCACGAGAGAUUGACCGCGCUGUGAAAGGAGCCCGCCAACACAGACUGGACCAGCAGAGAGAGAGAGAAAAGGAGAGAGAGAGGAGGAAGGAAGAGAAAAAAAGAGCCAACGCAGUAACUAAGCCUAAAAAUACCAAACAAGGCCUGAUGUCUUGGAUGAAGAAUUUGCUCAGAUUAAAACACUAAAUCUCUUAAUCGUAGUGAACAGAAAAAAAGAUUUGAUAUCAGUGGUUUAUUUGUUUGUUUUUAUCACUUAAACCAAU